This is a messenger RNA of Tachyglossus aculeatus (Australian echidna), 2950 nucleotides long. It is a transcript of the gene COMP, whose product is annotated as cartilage oligomeric matrix protein. Gene Ontology annotation, biological process: cell adhesion. Bases 209 to 2485 code for a protein of 758 amino acids. Gene Ontology annotation, cellular component: extracellular region. Gene Ontology annotation, molecular function: calcium ion binding. Lineage: Eukaryota; Metazoa; Chordata; Mammalia; Monotremata; Tachyglossidae. The record is from RefSeq and is a predicted model, not a curated record. The transcript has 19 exons.
CUGCGGGCUGGGCAAGCCAGCUGUGACGUCCCGCGCCCGGGCCCGGGGCGCCGAGGGGAAGGCAGGGACGCGCCUUCAUAAAUAGCAAACCGCAGCCACCGAUGGGGAGCAGAGACAGCGCCGCCGCCGAAGCCGCCGUCUAACGGUAUCCUCGCCCGGAGCGGCAGCUGCAGCCCAGCCGGCCCCGUCUGAGCCCUGGGAGGCCACCAUGCUCCCGGCCCCCGCCUGCGCCCUUCUCUUCAGCCUCGCCUGGCACCUGGCCUCCGGCCAGGCCAUAGGUGGAGAAGUAGCUUCCCAGAUGCUUAAGGAGAUGAAGGAAACGAACUUCGUGCUCCAGGAGGUGCGGGAGCUGCUGAGGCAGCAGGUCAAAGAGAUCACUUUCCUGAAAAACACCGUGAUGGAGUGUGACGCCUGCGGAAUGCAUCCGGACGCCUCAGUGUCCUCGAUCAGCGUGAGACCACUGCAGCGCUGCGACCUCAACCCUUGCUUCCCGGGUGUGGCCUGCACGGAGAAUGCCAGCGGUGUCCGCUGCGGGCCCUGUCCACCAGGCUACAGCGGGAACGGCUCCCACUGCGUCGACGUGAACGAGUGUAACGCGCAUCCCUGCUUCCCCCGGGUCCGUUGCAUCAACACCAGCCCGGGUUUUCGCUGCGAGGCCUGUCCCCCCGGCUUCAGCGGGCCUGCCCACGAGGGCGUCGGGCUGGCCUUCGCCAAGGCCAACAAGCAGGUCUGCACCGACAUCAACGAGUGUGAGACGGGCGAACAUAACUGCGUCCCCAACUCCUUAUGCAUCAACACGCGGGGCUCCUUCCAGUGCGGGGCCUGCAAGCCGGGCUUCGUCGGGGACCAGGCUUCUGGCUGCCGGCGGCGGGUGCAACGACUCUGCCCUAACGGGGAGCCCAGCCCCUGCCACGAGAAAGCUGAGUGCAUCCUGGAGAGGGACGGCUCCACCUCGUGCGUGUGCUCCGUGGGCUGGGCCGGCAACGGGCUCGUGUGCGGCCGGGACACAGACCUGGACGGCUUCCCGGAUGAGAAACUGCGAUGCCCGGACCGCAAGUGCCGUAAGGAUAACUGCGUGACAGUGCCCAACUCGGGGCAGGAGGAUGUGGACCGGGAUGGCAUUGGGGAUGCUUGUGACCCUGAUGCCGAUGGAGACGGGAUCCUCAAUGAGGAGGAUAACUGCGUACUGGUGCGGAAUGCCGAUCAACGCAACGGGGAUGGGGACAAGUGGGGAGAUGCCUGUGACAACUGCCGAGGGGUGAAGAAUGAUGAUCAGAGGGACAGAGAUCACGAUGGCAAAGGGGACAUCUGUGAUGACGAUAUCGAUGGGGAUGGGAUUAAGAACGUUGAAGACAACUGCCCAUUAGUUUCCAACCUCGACCAGAAAGACACGGACCGGGACAACGUGGGAGAUGCCUGUGACAACUGCCCUUCCGUUGACAACCCCGACCAGAGUGACGUGGACCAUGACCUGGUGGGAGACGCGUGUGACAGUGACCAAGACCAGGAUGGGGACGGACACCAGGACUCGCGAGAUAAUUGCCCCACAGUGCCGAACAGCUCACAGCAGGACACGGACCAAGAUGGGCAGGGGGAUGACUGCGAUGAUGAUGAUGAUGGGGACGGGAUCCCAGACAGUGCGGCUCCCGGCCCAGAUAACUGCCGCCUGGUCCCCAACCCGGGCCAGGAAGAUGCGGACGGCGAUGGAGUCGGGGAUGCCUGCCAGGGUGAUUUUGACGCAGACAAGGUGGUGGACAAGAUCGACGUAUGUCCUGAGAACGCCGAGGUGACAUUGACCGACUUCCGGGCCUUCCAGACCGUGGUGCUAGACCCUGAGGGUGACGCCCAGAUCGAUCCCAACUGGGUCGUCCUCAACCAGGGAAAGGAAAUCGUCCAGACGAUGAACAGCGACCCCGGCCUGGCUGUAGGCUAUACGGCGUUCAACGGUGUGGACUUUGAGGGCACCUUCCACGUAAACACGGCCACGGACGACGACUACACCGGCUUCAUCUUCGGCUACCAGGACAGCUCCAGUUUCUACGUGGUCAUGUGGAAGCAGAAGGAGCAGACCUACUGGCAGGCCAACCCCUUCCGGGCUGUGGCGGAGCCAGGCAUCCAGCUCAAGGCGGUCAAGUCGCAGACAGGCCCCGGGGAACAGCUGCGCAACGCCCUGUGGCACACGGGGGACACGGCCAAGCAGGUGAAGCUGCUGUGGAAGGACCCACGCAACGUGGGCUGGAAGGACAAGACGUCAUACCGCUGGUUCCUGCAGCACAGGCCCCAAGUUGGCUACAUCAGAGUCCGCUUGUACGAAGGGCCUGAGCUGGUGGCCGACAGCAACGUGGUGCUGGACACAACCAUGCGAGGGGGCCGGUUGGGUGUCUUCUGCUUCUCCCAGGAGAAUAUCAUCUGGGCCAAUCUGCGUUACCGCUGCAAUGACACCAUCCCUGCGGACUACACAUCUUUUCGCCAGCAGCAGAACUAGCCGGGGGCCCCAGCGGCAGAACCGGCUUCAGCCCAGUGAAAUAAAAGGCCCACCUCACCUGCUCCCCUCCACAAACACACACUGCUCUCCACUCUCCCAACCACCCCUCGUGUAAACACCCGUAUGUACCACACCACUAGAUCCCUCCACACCACGCUGCCUCUGCCGCCGCCAAGCGCUGCAGGAUGCACACAAGCUGGGACGACUGGAGGGUGCGGGGUCCUCUGGCCAUGUUGGUCGGCAUCCCAGAGCGGCCAUCCCCUGCUCCGCCCUGAGUGGAGCAAACAGGCCGUUCGGCUUGUUCACCAGCUGCAGGGAAGGGGCUCUGUGGGACAGGGGGCCAGAUACCCUAACCCCAAUACAGGGAACCGGCCGGGAGCAGGAGAGAGAGAGAGACAGAGAGAGAGAGAGAGAGAGAGAGAGAGAGAGAGAGAGAGAAAACAAUAAAGGCCUUGGUGCGUGGGA